CGAAGCAAGCUGACGGUCGAACGCUAUCAAUGUGAUUUUUGUGAAAUUCUUACCGAUCUACCGGUCAGAUCGUGAGGUCAAGGCAGGUGUGCGCGAAAAUUCUUUCAGUGCUUGGCUUAUAGUGUUAGUGAUUGUGUUUAGAUGUAUGCAAAACUCGCUAAUCGCGGUGUCACCACGAGGAUUUUUCACUGCCCUGGAUACAAAGGAGUUUCGUAAGGUGCUUCGAGCGUCCUUUCGGCAACGGAAGCACUCGGCCAAAAAUGUCGCUGGCAGAGCCGUAAUUCAGCGAUCUUGGUAGGAAGGAAGUCGAGGGACGCGAAGAAGAGGCGGGCAAGGAAGAAAUGGCGUCCACCAGCGGGCACAAGAGGAACGGCUCGAGCUCGAGCAUGUUCGCUCACAAACGCACCGAGUCCGGCGGCGGUUUCAUCGGCCACAAACGCUCGGAGAGCGGUCACAAACGCGCCGAGAGCAUAUCAAGUGCCUUUGGCCACAAACGAUCCGAGAGUGGCCACAAGAGGAAUGAGAGCAGCGGCGGUGGUUUCGGCCACAAAAGGUCCGAGUCUGGCAGCAAUUACCAUGCCGGUCAUCGAAGGAACGAGAGCAUGUAUGCCAUGACGGGACUGUACGCGGAGAGUACGGCGACGGGAACUGACGAAAUCACAGACCCACUGCAGGCAACCGGUAGCAGACUGACUCACGACACCGUCAUCAGAUGUCACAGUAGAAAUCCCAGUUCUGGCCUCGUGGACCAUAGAGAUAUGUUUGUUGUUGGCAUGGACGGUGAACGCAGGACGGAAAAGGAAAGAGCGCAAACUCCACCGUUUAAUCCGGAUUCGAAGGACUGCGGAAUUCUGAGCUGUAGGCCGGCUUUUAUACAGAGAUUCGCCGGAAUAAAGGUGUUCGUAUUCCUCUUAUCAUUUCUCGUCACGCUGCAACAAGCACUUAGUUCGGGUUACAUAAAUUCUGUGAUCACAACCAUAGAGAAGAGGUUCGAAAUCCCGUCCAGCCUUUCAGGCGUCAUUGCUAGCUCCUACGAAAUUGGAAAUGUCAUCACUGUCAUUUUCGUCAGCUAUCUCGGCAGUCGGAGACAUAUACCUGUUUGGAUAGCGAUUGGCGCUGUCAUAAUGGGACUGGGAUCGAUGAUCUUUAUGGUGCCACAUUUCACAGCCGAGCCCAACUUGAUGACGGCUGCGAACAACUCUAGCUCCGACAAUAUUUGUCGUGGCGUUUCGUUGCGCGAACAAGAUAUGGGACUGGGUCGUUUGUCGUCUGGUUUGUCGUCACCGCCUCUGGCACCACACAAUAAUUUAAGAGGUGAUAAUUGCAUUCAGGGAUCUCCAUCUACCGCUGGUCCUGUUAUGUUAUUUGUACUUGCUCAGUUAUUAUUAGGCUGUGGUGGUUCACCUUUGUUCACCCUUGGUACUACUUACAUAGAUGAUCACGUGCGACCAGAAAGUGCUUCACUGUAUAUUGGUUGUAUGUAUAGCAUGGCAGCUUUUGGGCCAGUGUUAGGUUUCCUCCUUGGAGCUUACUUGUUAUCAUUUCACAUGGAUUCCUUUUCUGGAACAAUUAUCAGUAUAGAUCCUGGUGAUCACAGAUGGGUUGGCAUGUGGUGGGGUGGAUUUCUGCUUUGCGGUUUACUCCUCAUUCUAGUGGCAAUUCCAUUCUUCAGUUUCCCAAAAAUACUGCAACGCGAGAAGGAAAAGAUACGAAUCAUUGAGAAAAAUAAGUCAGCGUCGCAAAAAGAGAAAGAGCAAUGCAAAGAGCCGAAAAAGGAGAAGCUCGAUGAUAGUGGUUAUGGCAAAGAUGUAAAAGAUAUCCCCAGAAGUAUGUGGAGGUUGGUGUGCAAUCCAGUAUACGUGGUAACAUGUUUAGGUGCUUGCAUGGAACUAGUGAUCGUAUCCGGAUUCGUGGUUUUCUUGCCAAAAUAUCUGGAGACCCAGUUCAGCCUAGGAAAGAGUCAGGCCAGUGUGUUCACUGGUUCUAUAGCGAUACCAGGUGCCUGUAUCGGAAUUUUCUUUGGCGGAUGUUUGCUGAAACGUUUAGAAUUAAGACCGAAGGGCGCGGUUCAGUUCGUUCUCGUCUCGAACAUCAUAUGCCUGGUGUGCUAUGGCCUCCUCUUUUUCCUCGGUUGCGACAACGUGAAAAUGGCUGGGACCACUAUUCCGUACUUUAACAGCAGCACAAAAGGCCCGGAGCCUUUUCAAGUAAAUCUCACUGCCGCAUGCAACUUUGGUUGCGAAUGUCGAAUGACAGACGUCGAGCCAGUCUGUGGAAACAACGGUCUCACGUACUUUAGCCCUUGUCAUGCAGGUUGCACUGCCUUCAGUUCCAAAUCGAAUUUCACUAAUUGUGCAUGUAUACAUGGAAAUUUAACAAUGUUGCCUCCGGCAGCUCCAGAAUUCGCAGAAGUGACGGUGGUACCAGUAGCUACUGCUGGUCCAUGUACUUCGCCAUGUAGGACUAUAUUUCCUUUCUUAAUUUUACUGUUCUUUAUGACGUUUAUUGUUGCUAUCACUCAGAUGCCUCUACUAAUGAUAGUAUUACGGUCAGUCUCAGAAGAAGAAAGAUCGUUUGCUUUAGGCAUGCAAUUUGUAAUCUUUAGAUUGUUUGGUUAUAUACCUGCGCCUAUUUUAUUUGGUAACUUAAUCGACUCUACAUGCUUACUUUGGAAAAGCACAUGUGGAGAAAAAGGCGGGCGAUGUUUGCUUUAUGACAUCGAACAAUUUCGAUACAGAUAUGUUGGACUAUGCGCUGGCAUUAAGAUUUUAGCUUUGGCAUUGUUCCUCAUUGAUUGGUGGUUAGUUAGGAGGAGAAGACAGAUGGAAGACCAAGCACCGUCUUUCACUGUUAACGAAUUCGUGGGGUCAAUUAUCAGCCUUGAUAAACUGUUCGAAGAAAAACCGCAUCAUCACAACAUAGGAGAAGGUAACGGUACUUCUCCAAAUUCCGAAUUGCCCACGCCGUCUUCAAUUUCGUCGCCUACAGAGCCUACGAAGUCGACGAACCUGGAAGAUACUGGCUCAUCGAAUCAGACACAGGAUUCGACGGAAACAGGGAAUCGUUCGAAGAACGCGAUGGACGUUGAAGUUCCCGAUACAAGGCAAGCACCUCUUGCCAUGGAAGAGCCGGACACGGAAGUUAAACCAUUGACCGGUAAAUCGGACAAGCAUGUACGGAACGUUUAAUGUUUAUCUCGUGUUAGAGGCUAUGCAAUUGAGUUAUAUCAAAGUGGUGAUAAUGUGAGUCUGUGGCAAAUUGUUUUGAGGUCGCAGGUAAACUAACACAAUACAUAUAUACAUAUAUAUAGAAAGAGGUACAACGUACGUGCAUUAUUGAUUUGUGCAAUCCUAACAAAAAAAAAAAGAAGAAAAGCAGUUAAUAGGGGGUGGGAGGGGAGUAGGGGUGUUGUCAAUGACUUUGAAUAAAAGAGGGAAGGGGCAAUCCGUAUACAUGCAUAUAUGGUGCUAAUAAACUUUUUUAAAGAGAUUAAAAGACAAAGAAUUAUCUUAUAUCGUUCCGUAUAUCGUCAGAUACAAAUUUAGAUUGUGUUGAAGAUAUAAGUGAAUCUUAUACACACACUAUAUAUUCUUGCAUACAGGUGAGUCGAAAAUAUUUUUACAAUGGUUAUAUUUGCGUGAAGAAUAUCGUUUAUCGUACGAAAUGAUUUGCCACAGGUUUGUCUCGACGGUUUGGCUAUUUUUAGGAACUAAUAUCACUAGGAUGUACAUUUUUACGGCGAUGCGAUAUAUAUGUCAAUAAAUAGGAAUGUAAUAGGUUGAAAAAAAAAGUAAAAAGAAAAAUGUUCAGGCCCGUUUCAGACAGACACCUUUGUAACUUGAUCUGAAGGAUUCCCUCUCUGUCUGAAACGAGUUUUUUACCGAUGAAAAACGAGCCUUGCGCAGUUUAACAAGAAUGGAAGGGGUAAAAAUAGGAAAAGAAAGGAAGGCCAACAAGGACAAAACUGUAAAUAUAAAAAUUCCUGCCUUAAGAAAUACAAGACUAGA
Habropoda laboriosa is the source of this 4007-nucleotide messenger RNA. It is a transcript of the gene Oatp30B, whose product is annotated as solute carrier organic anion transporter family member 3A1. Gene Ontology annotation, biological process: sodium-independent organic anion transport; transmembrane transport. The record is from RefSeq and is a predicted model, not a curated record. Lineage: Eukaryota; Metazoa; Arthropoda; Insecta; Hymenoptera; Apidae. Gene Ontology annotation, cellular component: membrane. Gene Ontology annotation, molecular function: protein binding. The transcript has 15 exons. The coding region runs from base 342 to 3188 and encodes 948 amino acids.